Amblyraja radiata (thorny skate) is the source of this 3468-nucleotide messenger RNA. It is a transcript of the gene gucy2f, whose product is annotated as guanylate cyclase 2F, retinal. Gene Ontology annotation, molecular function: ATP binding; guanylate cyclase activity; protein kinase activity. Gene Ontology annotation, biological process: intracellular signal transduction; protein phosphorylation; cGMP biosynthetic process. The record is from RefSeq and is a predicted model, not a curated record. Gene Ontology annotation, cellular component: plasma membrane. The transcript is spliced from 19 exons. NCBI's taxonomy places the organism in Eukaryota, Metazoa, Chordata, Chondrichthyes, Rajiformes, Rajidae. The coding region runs from base 1 to 3468 and encodes 1155 amino acids.
AUGGCCUGCUUCGGCCACUUGAAUGCCCAGGGAGAAUGGAGAUUACAGAUUACAGGAGUGGUGGACACAGGCCGGUCCAUCAUGUGUAUUGACCUACCCACCAUCGAAGAGAUCCAUAACCUGGCUCUGAAUGUUUCCAAGAAAAUGCUGAUUCUCUGUUGGACAUUGGGAGGCUUUUUGUUGGAGCUUAGCAAUCACCCUCGAUGGUCCGCCCCGCAGAAGCACAAACAUUUUGUGAAGUUAACAUUCGUCCCAUCUUCGUGGUGGCUGCUCUUGGGACUGUUGGCCCUGAUGCACCAAGCACACUCUCUGAGGUUGAAGAUCGGCGUGGUGGGACCCUGGAACUGCGACCCAGGUUUUUCUAAAGCUCUUCCAGACCUGGCCGCCAAGUUGGCCAUGGAUCGGAUUAAGAGGGAGAAGCUCCUGCAAAGGGGAUAUGAAGUUGAAUACAUGGUGCUUCCAGAUGACUGCCAGACCUCGAAAGCUCUCACAAACUUCAUGGGGUUCGGCAAGCACGUGUCCGUGUUCUUGGGUCCCGUGAACCCCGGCUACUGCGAGGCCGCUUCACUGAUGGGCAAGUAUUGGAAUAAAGCAAUAUUUUCAUGGGCUUGUGUCAACUUUCAACUUGACAACACCAUCAGCCACCCGACCUUUGUGAGGACCUUGUUAUCGCCCGCCAAGGUUUUGUUUAGUGUGAUGAAACACUUUCUCUGGGCCCACAUUGGCAUAAUAUCUUCAAAUGAGAACAUCUGGGUGGACACUGCCAACAAGCUGGCCAAUGCCCUCAGGUACAAUGGACUUCCAGUUGGGAUUGUCAGAUCGAUGGGCUACACUGAUGAAGAUGUGUUGAAUACCUUAACGAAGAUUAAAAAUGUUCCAGACCUUAGAGUGAUUGUGAUGUGCAUGCACUCUGUCUUCAUCGGAGGCCAGGAGCAGUCAACCUUCCUGCGGCGAGCUCACGACAUCGGAUUGACGGAUGGCAGAUACGUCUUCAUAUCCUACGACACGCUGCUCUACAGCCUGCCCUACAAGAAUGCAACCUACUCCGCCCUGAGGAACAACUCCAAACUAUCAGCCGCCUACGACGCUGUCCUGACCAUAACAAUGGCCUCAGAAGAGAUGUCCUUCCACGAGGCGUUCUCAAAGGCACAGGAGAGUGGGGAGAUAACAACAUCCCAGCCUGCGGAAGAGGUUUCUCCUCUAUUUGGAACCAUAUAUGACGGUGUCUACUUCAUCGCCAAGACUAUGGAGAAUGUGCUAAGGGAUGGGGCCCACAUCUCCGGAAGGACCCUGGCCAACCAUACCAAGUUCCUCAACUUCACCGGUUUCAGCCAGAAGCUGGCGACCGGAGAAGGUGGUGAGGGGAUAGCUGACUACGUCAUCUUGGACACAGACGGGAGAAGUGACCGUCUCUUGCCAACCUACACCAUCAAUAUGGUGACUGAAACGCUGCAGUACGGAGACACUGACAUUCAUUUCCCUGGGGGAUCACCUCCAAACGCCGACUCAUACUGUUGGUUUGAGCCAAAUAUCAUUUGUACAGGAGGCAUUGAGUUAAAAGUCGUAAUCCUGGGCUUUGCGUUAAUCAUUGGCCUUGCUCUCUGUGGACUUGUGGUGGCUUACUUUAUCAGACGGCGAAUCCAACACAUACAGAUGGUGAAGGGGCCCAACAAGAUCAUCAUGACCUUCGAAGAUCUCACCUUCAUCAACCCUCAGCUCAGCAAGAAGAAACUGACCCUGGACGAUCUGAGUGAUGGAAGAAGUAUGUCUGAGCGGAAGAGUGUGAAGUCCAUGGGGUUAUCCAUGUCGGGGAAAAGUUCAGCCGUGGUGUCGCAUGAGAAUUCAAACAUAGCGGUGUAUGAGGGGGACUGGGUCUGGCUGAAGAAACUUGACUCCAGAAGUAACCAAGAGGUACAGAAAUCUACAACCAAGAUACUGAGAAAGAUGAGAGACCUGAGGAAUGAGAAUGUGAACCCCUUCUUGGGCUUCUUGUGUGACCGUGGAGUGUUGGCCAUCGCGACGGAACACUGCUCCCGGGGAAGUCUGCACGACCUACUCCGCAAUGAUGACGUCAAGCUGGACUGGAUGUUCAAGUCUUCCCUUCUGUUGGAUCUGAUCAAGGGGAUGAAGUACCUUCACCAUCGAGACUUCCCGCAUGGACGGCUGAAAUCCCGGAACUGCGUGGUAGACGGACGCUUCGUGCUGAAGGUGGUGGACUAUGGCUACAUCGAUCUAAUGGACGCGCAGAAGGUUCCUCACCAGGAUCCAGCACCCGAAGAGUUGUUUUGGACGGCUCCUGAGUUUCUGAGGGACCCUGAGCUAUCGAGGAAAGCGACAAUCAAAGGAGAUACGUACAGCUUUGCAAUCAUCCUGCAGGAGGUCGUGGUCCGAGGGUCACCAUACUGUAUGCUGGGUCUCAGUCCUGAAGAGAUAAUAAAGAAAGUGAAGAAGCCUCCGCCGAUGUGUCGGCCCACAGUCUCCCCGGACCAGGCACCGCUGGAGUGUAUCCAACUCAUGAAGCAAUGCUGGAGCGAGCUGCCGGACAGGAGACCCACCUUCAAUGAGAUCUUCGAUCGAUUUAAAAUCCUAAACAAAGGGAAGAAGACCAACAUCAUUGACUCCAUGCUGCGGAUGCUGGAACAGUAUUCCAGUAACCUGGAGGACUUGAUCCGGGAGAGGACGGAAGAGCUGGAAGUGGAGAAACAGAAGACGGAGAAGCUCCUGUCCCAGAUGCUGCCUCCAUCUGUGGCGGAAACAUUGAAGACAGGCGGCAACGUGGAGCCGGAGUAUUUCGAUGAGGUGACCAUCUACUUCAGCGACAUUGUGGGCUUCACCACAAUAUCAGCCAUGAGUGAACCGAUCCAGGUCAUUGAUCUCUUGAACGACCUCUACACUUUGUUCGAUGCUGUUUUAGGCAAUCACGAUGUAUACAAGGUUGAAACGAUCGGUGAUGCUUACAUGGUGGCGUCGGGGCUGCCACAGAGGAACGGCAACAGGCACGCUGCGGAGAUCGCCAACAUGUCUCUGCACCUCCUCAGCUCCGUGGGUUCCUUCAGAAUGAGGCACAUGCCCGAGGUCCCUGUCAAGAUACGAAUUGGGAUACAUUCAGGGCCAUGUGUGGCCGGUGUGGUGGGGCUGACGAUGCCACGAUACUGCCUCUUCGGAGACACAAUCAACACCGCCUCGCGUAUGGAAUCCACAAGUUUGCCUUAUCGAAUACAUGUCAACCAGAGCACUGUGAAAAUUCUCCGCAACUUGAACAAGGGAUAUAAAAUACAGGUCCGCGGACUAACAGAGUUAAAGGGCAAAGGCAUUGAAGAGACAUAUUGGCUGGUGGGGAAAGACGACUUUACUGAUCCUCUCCCUGAGCCUCCAGCAAUCAAACCAGGGGAGAACUGGCAAAAGACCGUGACCGAGGAGAUAAAGACUCAGUUCCGCAACAAGGUGACCGACAAGCAGAAGGCGUGA